CGGAAGUGACGUCACUUCCGUCCGGCCGUUCCGGGCGCGGUCCCGGUGUCUGGGGGUGGCGGGGCUGGAGCGGAGGGACCGAGCAUGGCCGGGGCCACCACUAUCGAGGCGGUGAAGCGCAAGAUCCAGGUGCUGCAGCAGCAGGCGGACGAUGCGGAGGAGCGGGCGGAGCGGCUGCAGCGGGAGGUGGAAGCCGAGCGCCGCAACCGCGAGCAGGCUGAGGCAGAAGUGGCAUCUUUGAAUCGCCGUAUCCAGCUGGUAGAGGAGGAGUUGGACCGAGCUCAGGAGCGCCUUGCCACAGCUCUGCAAAAGCUGGAAGAGGCAGAGAAAGCAGCAGAUGAGAGUGAAAGAGGCAUGAAAGUCAUUGAAAACAGAGCUCUGAAGGAUGAAGAGAAGAUGGAACUGCAGGAGAUCCAGCUCAAGGAAGCCAAGCACAUUGCAGAGGAGGCAGACAGGAAGUAUGAGGAGGUUGCUCGGAAACUGGUGAUCAUUGAAGGAGAUCUGGAGCGUACUGAAGAGAGAGCUGAGCUCGCAGAGUCUAAAUGUUCCGAGCUGGAGGAGGAGCUGAAGAAUGUCACCAACAAUCUCAAGUCUCUUGAGGCUCAGGCUGAGAAGUACUCUCAAAAAGAGGAUAAAUAUGAAGAAGAGAUCAAGAUUCUGACUGAUAAACUCAAAGAGGCAGAGACCCGUGCUGAAUUUGCUGAACGCUCUGUAGCCAAGCUGGAGAAGACCAUUGAUGAUCUGGAAGAUGAGCUCUAUGCCCAGAAACUGAAGUACAAAGCAAUUAGUGAGGAACUGGACCACGCCCUGAAUGACAUGACUUCCAUAUAAACUGAAAUCCACCAAAGAGGAGCAUCUCUGCACGCAAAGAAUGCUGGACCAGACCCUGCUAGACCUGAACGAGAUGUAAUGGAUCCCUGCCACUGCCUCCACCACGGGAUGCCAGCCCAGCUGCUGCUGCCCUCUAACCCUGGCACCAGAGUUUACUUUCUGUUGCCAACUUGACCAAACACAAAUCUCCUUUGUUCCAGGGUUAAAGGCCACCAGGUUGGGCAGAGCUUCAAACAGCAUCAUUAAGGGAAAAAACCAAUGCAAUAAUGUUUGGAGAGCAUGUUUGAGAUGUACACAUUUUGUAACUACCUUUUUUGUAGCAACCAUUGUAAACAUUCCAAAUAACUUGUGAGGCUGGUGAGCUACACUUCAAAGCUCUUGGCUUUAAAAUUUGGUAUUAACCUUCUGUUAAUCGGCUCUGGGCCACCCUGCUUUGGCAGGGCAGGAAAUGGAUAUGAUGAUUCUGGCUGCAAGUCAGAGUAGCCAGGCUAGGGAUGAAAGCCUGUUGGGAAAACUUCCUUCCCAGGAGCUGUUUGCCAAAAGCACAGUUCAGUUUUUCAGCUUUAAGGUAACUCUGUGUUAGGAAGGAACAACUUGGGUGAAAGGCAUCUUUAUUUUGGGUUUGGUUCGUUGUUUUUUUUUAAGCCAAACCAUCUGAACAAUUGAACCAGUUGAACCUUCACAGGGAUUGUGUCCCUUCCCCUUUACACCUGAAGGGCUUAGAGAAGCCACUGUCCCUGUAACCCAUUGCUACCCUGGGGCUGACUUUGCCUUCACUAAGUGCUGAUGCACCAAGCUUCACUGCUCAUCACUGGGUUACACUUAACAGCUUAAGUACAACAGCCUUGUGUUCUUGGAAAAGUGUUUUUGCCUACCUGGAGGGAGGGAGCCAAGCCUUCCCUCCUGCCCAGGACUGCUCUUACUGUCUUAAUUGAGUCCAAGCCAUCUUGCUGUGCAUUGCUGAUGUGUCGUGGUUGUGAGGUGUGAGUGUGGCAAUGUCAUGCUCACAGCGUGCAGCUUGUGGUUUGAGCAUGCUGCUUGGUUGUAGCAGUUUUUGGGGCCAAUCUGGAGACAAAAACCCUAUCCAGUGUUUUGAUACUAAAUUGAAAAAUUGUGUUACUGUCUUUUGAAAUAAAAACUGAUCCCUCCACACG
Molecule: messenger RNA, 1985 nt
Organism: Sturnus vulgaris (Common starling)
Lineage: Eukaryota; Metazoa; Chordata; Aves; Passeriformes; Sturnidae
Source: RefSeq, a predicted model, not a curated record